Messenger RNA from Macrobrachium nipponense, 459 nucleotides. RefSeq names its product general transcriptional corepressor trfA-like. The record is from RefSeq and is a predicted model, not a curated record. Bases 1 to 459 code for a protein of 152 amino acids. The transcript has a single exon. Lineage: Eukaryota; Metazoa; Arthropoda; Malacostraca; Decapoda; Palaemonidae.
AUGAAAGGCCAGAACCCUCAGACCACCACCAGAACAUUGCAACAGCAACACAAACUGCCCCCACAACACACAUCACACCCUCAAUACCUACCACAACAAAACCCACCCCCACAACAACAACACCCACAACAAACAUCACAUCCUCAGCACCCAUCAGAAUACAACCCACCUCCACAACAACAACAACACCCACAACACAGACACCUAGUCCAAGAACUCAGAUAUGGCCAGCAGAAACCCCCCACCAAGCAAAGACGCAAUCCACCUACACAACAACCACAACAAGACCAACAACAGUACACAAACCACAGGGACCCCAGACAGCCACCAAACCAAGCCACAAACAACACGCCCACACAGGCCUCAAACACCAUGUCCUUCUACUCCACACCAACUCCGAAAACACCCCUAUUUCCCACCCCAUCCAAUCACAUGAACACACCCCAACUUCACCCGUGA